Dermatophagoides farinae (American house dust mite) is the source of this 867-nucleotide messenger RNA. RefSeq lists its product as uncharacterized. Lineage: Eukaryota; Metazoa; Arthropoda; Arachnida; Sarcoptiformes; Pyroglyphidae. The record is from RefSeq and is a predicted model, not a curated record.
AUCAAUCCAUGAAAUGAUGGUAUAUGGUUUGUAAACAAUCAAUUCAUCGAUCAUCAUGGCUUUGAAUCAUCAACAUGUUUUAAUUUAUAUGGUCAUCCUUAUUGGCUAUAACUUAUGUUAUUCAUUAACUUUGAACCAAAAACCACAUGAUCCAGAUUACAUCGAUACCGAUGAUGACAAUAAUGCUAAUCUAUUCUAUGCUGAUGAUGAUAUAUUAUCAACGGAAAAAACACCACUAACGCAAGAAUUGUCGAUGAGACAGUUGAUGCACGAAGUUUUGAAAAAUGGCAAUGACUCAAAUCCAAAUGAUCAAUGUCAACAAUAUAAAGACUUGAUUCAUGAUCUUUGUAUUGCAAGAUUCCGUGAAAAAAGUCGAAUUCGUUAUGAUUUUAAGAAAAAUAAAUAUGAUAAAGAUGAUAAAGAUGACAAAGAUGAUAAAGAUGAUGAAGAUUAUGAUUCGAUUGCACCUGCUCAACAAGUUUGCUGUGAAUUCAAAAACACAUAUCUACAAUGUUUGGUUUCCAAUAUCAAUGCUAUUUGUCCACCGAGAGCAUUCAAUGAUUUAUAUGAACAAGUUGAAGGACUUGCAAAAAUUUGUUCCCAAUUUUUUGAGAAAUCUACACGCAAAUGUCGCCGCCAUUAUACUAUUAUGGCUUCGGGUGGAUUGCAUUUCCAGAACAUUGUUCCACAAGAAUUAAAUAAUAACCAUAAUAUUAAACCAUAAGUGUAUAUUCACUUCAAUUAAUCUAAUAAUCUAAUAACUGCUAUUAUUAUUUAAUUAACUAUGAACAAUAAAUGUGGUGUAAUUCAAUAUUUGUUUCCAAUAAUCCAUUCUUGUGACCGAAAUAAUUCCAUAAUAAUUAAUGA